Messenger RNA from Glycine soja, 1026 nucleotides. RefSeq lists its product as uncharacterized. The record is from RefSeq and is a predicted model, not a curated record. NCBI's taxonomy places the organism in Eukaryota, Viridiplantae, Streptophyta, Magnoliopsida, Fabales, Fabaceae. The transcript has 3 exons. Bases 1 to 1026 code for a protein of 341 amino acids.
AUGGCUUCCUCGAAUGGAAAUUUUCCAGCAUCUAUGCCCGUUCUCAAAGGCAAGAACUAUGAUGAUUGGUGUGUUCAGAUGAAGGUAAUCUUUCGAUUUCGAGAUGUGACAGAAGUGGUGCAAGAAGGGGUUCAAGAACUUGACAGGAACUCAACUGAUGCACAGAAGGUGGCUCACUGUGAUUUGAAGAAAAGAGAUGCAAAUGCGCUGUUCAUUAUUCAUCAGUGUGUAGAUGCAGAUAAUUUUCAGAAAAUUGGAUCUGUUGAUACUGCAAAGAAGGCAUGGGAUACUCUAGAGAAAUCCUAUGCAGGGGAUAGCAAACUCAAGAAGGUGAAGUUGCAGACCUUGAGAAGGCAGUAUGAAUUUCUACAAAUGAGUGGUCAAGAAAGCAUUGGUGAGUUUUUUUCUCAAAUCUUGGCAAUUACAAAUCAAAUGAAUGCUUAUGGUGACAAGCAAUCAGACUUGGGGAUCAUUGACAAGGUAUUAAGAACCUUGACACCAAGAUUCGAUCAUAUAGUGGUGGCAAUUGAGCAAGGCCAGAAUCUUGAAGAAAUGAAGAUUGAAGAACUGCAAGGAAUACUUGAAGCUCAAGAGAUGAGGCUCAAUGAAAGAAAUUCACAAAGAUCAGUUGAGCAAGCUAUGCAAGCCCAAAAAACCAAAGGGAACAACUAUGAUGGUGGCAAGAAUAAGAAGGGAAAGGGAAAGUGGAAGAACAAUAAGUGGAAAGGGGUCAGAAAUAAAAGGAUUCCAAGAAAUGCACAUGAGGCUCAAUUGACACAAGAUGAGGAUUCUGACUCUGAUAAAGUGUUACUAAUGGCAACAACAAACUCAGAAGAAGACAAUGUUAAUCUGUGGUAUCUUGACACAGGUUGUUCCAAUCACAUGACUGGACAUAGAGAGUGGUUUGUAAACAUUGAUGAUAAGGUGAAGAGCAAGAUCAAGUUUGCAGAUAACAGCUCUGUAACUGCAGAAGGCAUUGGAAAGUUGCUAGAAAAGGACUAUUCAAUGCAGAUGGAGGAUAGUUAA